AUGAAAAGUAUGAUCCUGAAGACAACAACAGAGUUCUUCAAGGGAGAUGGAGUGUUCCGUACGGAUCAUCUCGGCGAAAGCCGAUUGGUUAGUCGAUCAUACCGGCUAUGUAAUGGAUCAUCCCGGUUUGAUAACAUCGGUUCAAUCCAUUGCCAACGGUUAGGCAUAGAAAAUACCGGUUUGCCUCGUGGAACAAAGGCUCGAGCCAUCCUUAGCCCUGUGUCCGAGUCCGAGCCGGCCCCUACCCAAGCUAAAAAGGUGAGUCUUCCAUUUUGA
Thlaspi arvense is the source of this 276-nucleotide messenger RNA. Lineage: Eukaryota; Viridiplantae; Streptophyta; Magnoliopsida; Brassicales; Brassicaceae. The record is from the annotation of a GenBank genome assembly.